AUGGACCUCGACAGGGCACUCGGCACCCUGGGAAUCUCGUCCGCCGGCGCGCCUGUCGCGCCGGUCAAGGCGAACACGGACAAGCCUCCCGUCAAGGUGCUCACCAAGAAGCAAAAGGAGGCGCUCGCGGCAAAGGAGGCGGAGGAGAAGCGGCGGAAGAAGGCAGCCGCGCUGGCGGCGGGCGACAAGCCGAAGAAGAAGAAGGACAAGCCCAAGCCGGCGGACGAGCCGGCGGACGCGGAGGCCUCCGCGUCCGCCGCCGCCGCCGGCGAGCAGGCUGCGGCUGCAGCGGCUGCUGCGAGCAAGGAGGAGGCUGCGGCGGCGGCCUCCAAGGAGGAAGCGCGGGCGGCGGCGGCGGCGGCGAGCAAGAAGGCCGCCGCCGCCGCCGCCGCGCGCGAGGCCGAGGCCAGCCGCGUCGCGAUGCGCCAGCUGCUCUCCCGCCUGGUGUCGGGCUCGCACGAGGCUACGGCGCAGGCGGUGCGGGCGGCGGCGGCGGCGGGCAAGGGGGGCGCGGCGAGCGAGGAGAGCGGGUUCGAGCUGCCCGAGGCGCCCUCCGUCGAGGCGCUCGAGCGCUUCCUCGCCGAGGCGGCUAGCGCAGCCUCCGCCUCGGCGGCGACGGCGGCUGCCAUCUACGUGAGCGCCUGCGCUUCGGGGCUCGGCAUGUCGGAGCGGCUCGGCUUCGCGUUCGAGCCGCUCGCGCUGCCGCAGCUGCCUCAGAUCGUCGCCCUGGUCGGCGACCGCGACCGCAAGGUCGGCGAGGCCGCCGUGCGCACGCUCGAGACGGUCGUGUCGUGCCUCGACCCGCUCGCGGCGCUCUACCACGGGAUGCGGACGGUCUCGUGGCACGUCAAGGAGGUUUGCUUGCGCACGGUUGGCCGCCUCGCCGCCCGCGCGCCGGGACCGCUCGGCGCCUGCAUGCCGGAGUGCGUCCCCGCGGUGAUCGAGUGCCUCAACGACUCGAACGCUAAGGUGAUCCCGACCAUGCUCUCCUGCGUCGACAACCCGGAGACGCAGUCGCUCAAGGCGAUGAUCGUGCGCGCGCUGCGAGAGCCGAGCUUCACUCUCGAGGCGGUGGACGAGAUCCUGAGCCAGACCUUCGUCAACGCGAUGGACGGCACCUCGCUCGCCUUUCUGAUGCCCAUCCUGCUGCGCGGACUCCGGUCGGAGACGUACGAGCUCGUCAAGAAGGCAGCCACUUGCGCCGGAAACAUGUGCGCCCUCAUCGUCAACGGCGCCGAGCUCGCGCCCUUCCUUCCCGAGCUCAACCCGGCGCUCGAAAUGGCGCUCGAGCACUCGUCGCCCGCCGUGCGCGCCGAGGCGGCCACGGCGCGCGACAAGCUGCUCGAGGGGGUUGGCGAGCUGCAGGCGUCCGCGCGAAAGGGCCGCGACGUCGUGAGCGAGCUGCUGCGCACGCGGCUCGCCGACGCGCUCGGCGCGGCGACCACGCCGCCCGAGGUUGCUGCUCACAUGGGCUCGCUCGGCACGUCGCUGCUCGAGCGGCUCUUCGCGGGCAAGCUGUCGACUUCGCUGCUCGCCGAGGCGCCGCAGCGGCUCGCGGCGGAGCUCGUCCCCCUCGCCGUCGCAGUCGGCGCGACGAGCCUGGCCGAGAAGCUUCCUCCCGUCUGCGAGGCUGCGGUGGAGGCGUUCGUCGAGCAGCUGCCGCUCCGCGCCCAGCAGGUGCUCACCUCCUCCGACGGCAAGGACUACCUCGUCGACGUGCAGAACUGCAUCCUCGCCUUUGCCGGCCGCGUCCUCCUCAAGAAGGCCGACAUCCGCUUCCAGCGCGGCCACCGGUACGGCCUCAUCGGCCAGAACGGCGUCGGCAAGACCACGCUGCUCAACCGGCUCUCGGCGGGCGACAUCCGCGGCUUCCCGCCCGGCCUAAACGUGCACUACAUCCGACACGAGGCGCCCGCCGGGCUCGCGGACGCCGCUGUGCGCAUCGAGGGCGUGCUCGCGGAGGUCGGCUUCACCGACGAGCUCCGCGCGAGCGAGGUCAACAACCUGUCCGGCGGCUGGAAGAUGAAGCUCAGCGUCGCCAUCUCGAUUCUGCACGCGCCCGAGCUGCUGCUGCUCGACGAGCCGACCAACCACCUCGACCGCAAGGCGGUCGAGUGGCUCAAGUCGCACCUUCUCUCCCUCACCGGCGUGACGAUGGCCAUCGUCUCGCACGACUACGCCUUCAUCGACGAGGUGUGCACCGACAUCACCCACUACGACAACGGCGGACACGCCGGCAAGCCGUGCCGCUUCGUCUACUACCCGAUGACAUUCCGCCAGUUCCAGCAGCUCCGGCCCGAGAUUGCGGCCGGCCUGCCCGCCAGCGGGAAGGCCACCGGCGCGGCGGACGACGGGACGGGGUACGUCGACCCGAGGACGGGCCUCGAGCUGUACGUCGACCCGAGGACGGGCCGGCUCAUCCCGUGGGGAGACGGCGCCGAGCCGUCCGACGAGGGCGGCUCGGAGAGCGGCACCGGCUCCGCCCUCUCCACCCUGUCCAACGUCGAGCAGCUCGUCGCGUCGGGCUCGAUCCUGCCGAUCCGCUUCCCCGACCCGGGCAAGCCGGAGGGGAUCCGCACCUACCGCAAGCCGGUGAUGACGAUGAAGGACAUCCACUUUACGUACGAGGGGAGCGAGCGCGCCAUCAUCACGUCCGCGAGCGUCACCGUGACGCUCGGCUCGCGCGUCGUCAUGCUCGGCGCAAACGGCGCGGGCAAGACGACGCUGCUCAAGCUGCUGAUCGGCGACCUCGAGCCGACGGAGGGCGUGGGCGAGGUGUGGAAGCACCACAACCUGCGCCUCGCCUACAUCGCGCAGCACUCGCUCCACCACCUCGAGGAGUACCUGCAGCAGACGCCGAUCGCCUACAUCCAGGAGCGCUUCCGGCAGGGCCUCGACGUCGAGCUGUCCAAGCUCAAGACGCUGGCCCUCACCGACGACGAGAAGGCGAUCCGCGACCAGACGGGCGCCGUCAAGGACGUCGUCGGCCGGCAGAAGCGCGGCAAGCAGGUCUGGUACGAGGUGGUCAAGCCGGGCCGCAAGGGCGAGGCGACGCAGUGGUACCCCCUCGAGGAGAUUGAGACCCAGUUCAAGCCGUACGUGCUCAAGAUGGUCAAAAACUACGACCUCAAGGUGCAGGCGCUCGAGUCCGGGCUCGCGGUGCGGCCGAUCACCUCGGCCGAGAUCCUCGAGCACCUCGACGACUUUGGGCUGGGCUCGGACCUCGCGCACGGCAAGAUCAAGCAGCUCUCGGGCGGGCAGCGGCAGCGGCUCGUCAUCUGCGCCGCCUUUUGGUCGAAGCCGCACCUCAUCGCCCUCGACGAGCCGACCAACUACCUCGACAACGACACGCUCGCCGCGCUCACGCAGGCGCUCAAGGGCUUCAAGGGCGCCGUCGUCACCGUCUCGCACAACGAGGAUUUUGUCAAGGAGAUCUCCAACGAGCGGUGGGUCGUCGCGGGUGGCAGCGUCACCGUCGAACAGCUUCGCGACGCAAAGGCGCGCUGA
Emiliania huxleyi CCMP1516 is the source of this 3507-nucleotide messenger RNA. RefSeq names its product putative ABC transporter. The record is from RefSeq and is a predicted model, not a curated record. Lineage: Eukaryota; Haptophyta; Isochrysidales; Noelaerhabdaceae. The transcript is spliced from 11 exons. Bases 1 to 3507 code for a protein of 1168 amino acids. Gene Ontology annotation, molecular function: ATP hydrolysis activity; ATP binding.